AUGCCUCAACACCCGCAGCACGGAAGCCAAGUAGCCCGCGAGCGACUCAACAUCAUCUGGGAAAAACUCGUCUGCGGCGUAGCCACCGAACGCUCCCGCACAGACGGCCACGUCGAAUUUAUCAAUGACUUCCAAAUCGAUCAUCACCCAGGAUUUGACUUUGAGGCUCUGAAUAAAUCGGGUUACUCUAUUGAGACGCGUAGUAGAGCGCUGAUAUGGUUUAAGCCUUUGCCUGAGGAUAUGUUGGAGAGAUAUCCUUGUAAAGGUCUCACGAAGGAGUUUGACGAUUAUGAUUCUACCCAGAAUGAUGGGAAGCUGAGAAAUGAAGAUCGCACGAGGGCUGUUCAUGAUUAUGUAGAGGAAUGCAGCAGGCUGAGAAUGGGACGGAGCUUGUCAACACUCGGAGCUGAGAGAUCGUUAAUGGAUUAUCUGAAGAUUCAUAUUGUAGAAUCUCCUAGUCCAUACCUCGUCGGACCAGGUCUAGAUGGCAGUUACCCCCAACUCGUCGACUACUGGCGCGUAGGCAACAUCUACGAAACCAUGACAGACACAAACACCGUACAAUCCUACCCUCUCUUAACUCUCCAAGCCUGGCACACCCUCAACGGCAAAGAAGACAUGAUCCUCCUCGGCGAACUAUAUACCCUCAUCUGCGCCAUGCGCAACCGCGUUAAUCAACGCAGAGCCGAUGAUCCCGAUGAACGAAAAGCUCUAUGGGAUUUCCCCGCAGAUGUCGAAUAUUGCGGCUUUCAGUUUGAGUCUGAGAUACAUUUCCCCGUGGUCUUCUUGUCGUAUGUUGGCCCGCAGCAUGGGAGGAUAUUUUAUGCUUAUAUGGAUAGAUACCGGCUAGUGAUUUGUCAGUCGAAGUUGUACAGUUUUGAGAAGAAGGAGAGUGCUCCCGUUGAUUUUUUUACAAGGAUGCUUCUGAGUCGUCCGUUGCAGUAUUGA
Molecule: messenger RNA, 948 nt
Organism: Talaromyces stipitatus ATCC 10500
Lineage: Eukaryota; Fungi; Ascomycota; Eurotiomycetes; Eurotiales; Trichocomaceae
Exons: 2
Coding region: 1-948 (315 amino acids)
Source: RefSeq, a predicted model, not a curated record